AUGACUCACAAUUAUCACAGCUUAGAUAAAAAUGAGUCAAAGCACUUGAAUAUUAUUUUCAAGUAUUGCUUUGAAGUAGAAAGAGUCGCAAGACGAGAUGACUCAUACAGCUUAAAUGUACAACCUCUAAUAAUCACUGAGGAUGGAAGUGCUGUAUUUACAAGAGAUGCUAUCAUUAAUUCAUUAGAACAGGAAAGCAUCAAUAGAAUCAACAUCUAAGCGCUUAAAUACUAUGAUGAACGAAUCAGAUCUUGGACAGAGAUACCCAAUGAAAUUUCGAUUAGGACAGAUCAAGGUCACUAAUCGGUUAAUUAAUCGCCACAAAUCGUAGAGAUGCUUAUCAGAGAAGGACCACAGAGAGAUUCCUCAAGAACUAGCCUUCAUGCAAAUAUUCAAAAUUUAGGCUCACUAGGAAUAAUUGCCCCAGUAAGAGAAUCGAGAGCUUAGAGCAUAAAAGAUCCUACAAAAGUUGAGGAACUUGAGAAGGAAAUUCAAAUGCUUAAGGAAAAAAUGAGCAACUUAGAAUCUAAAUUUGAGACUCAUUUCAUUCUCAACGAUUUUAACUCAAUCAGGUCAAGAGAUAUUUCAAUUCAAAAUAUUGAUGGUUAAAAACCUCCCGCUCUUGAUCAUCCACGUGUUUCUGAUGACUUUUAAUAUUUGACGGAACAAAUGAACUAGCCAGCUCUUACUCAGAGAUAAUCAUAACAUGAAUACAUGUGCCAUUAAUGUCAUAGUGAGAUUAUUAAGGACACAAGAAAGAUUAAUUCUCAUAGGUAAAAUAAAGCUAAUUCUACAAAAGAUGCUGGCAAGAAUAAACAUCACGAACAUUAACGAUAAAAAUCACAUAAAAUAGAUAAGCAAGAGUCUGCCAAAAGCUAUAGCUAGAGAGUGAAUUCCACGGAUGGAACUUCAAACGUCUCUAAAGAUGAAAAUGAAUAUGAAGAAUCCGAGUACUCAGAGGAUUCAAAUGAUAGAUAUCAUGAUCAAUCAGAAUUAUCAUUCUAAAAUUACAGUUAUAAUCGUCACAACGACUCUGGAAUCAGCCCUAACCAGGGUAAAAAUACCAAGCAAAAUGGUAACUAUUCUCAUUAAAAAAAGAAAUUAGAUCUGGCUUAUCUUUAUUCAGAUCCUUUAGUAUAUAGAGAUAAGGAUAAGUUAUGGCCAAUGGAUUCACCUCUAGAUACUGAAAUUGAAUUUAGGGAAAUAUAUAAAAUAUUGUCCUAGAGAAAGAAAGUAUUUACUAUAAGAAAAGAUGCUGUAAACUUUGAAAAUCUAAAACAAAUUCUGGCAGCUCAACCCUCAAUUAUCCAUAUAAGUUGCCAUGGCGACUAUGAUCUAACCUUAAAAUAAUACUAUUUAGCCUUUGAAGAAAAAGACUCUGGAAUUCUCGAUUAGCUUACCGAAGAAAGACUAGGCUCACUCCUAGGUGAUGGUUCAAAUCAUAAAGUUGAAUUAGUAUUUGUAAGUGCCUGCCACUCUGAAAAAAUUGGAAAAAUAUUUUAAAGAGCUAAGAUUCCUGUAGUUGUGGCGGUUAACUCUCAUACAAUGAUCCUAGAUGAAGUGUGCCAAUUAUUUGCAAGACACUUUUACUUCCAUUUGUAAGGCGGCUUCACACCAAGAAAGGCUUUUUAAGAGGCAUAAAAAGUGGUUAAAGGAAGUAAAAUAGAUAAAUUUUCAUGCUGUUGUGCUCAUGAUCAUAAGCCAUAUUGUAAAUGGGAAAAUUACGCAAAAAAGCAUGGAUAUGAAAAAGCUCAUUAAUUACAUAUGCCAACUUGCUCGUGUAAUAAAUAGAAUAUUCACAAGGAUAAUUGUAAUUUUUACACAAAUUUCCAUUCAGUUUUGAGUGAAUAUGAAGACCUUAUUCAUAUGACAGUAGAUGAAUUUGAUUCACCUCAAAUGGGAGAUAAGGUGAAAUUAUGCUGUUGCCAUUCAGAUAUACCUCAUGAUGAGUCAAUCAAGUUCAUUAUAAAUGGACAAGAUGAGUAUCUAGAUAAGGAAUUCUUUUAAAAGAGAAAGGACGGGGUUUUGUAAAUUGAAUAAGACGUGAAUCAGAUGAAUAAAUUAGAGCACGAUAUUGAUACUUAGAUGCUAAUUGGUAGAAAUAGAGAACUUUAAAUUAUAGUAUCGCAUCUUUUCUCUGAUUCUCCAAAAUGCAGAUUAAUUCACAUCUACGGGUAAGAAGGUCUAGGCAAAAGUGCAAUUGCAAAUUAUGCUGCUAAAUAUACCUUAGAUCGAAGAAAAUUUUAAGAUGGUGUUUAUUUCCUAGAAAUUUAAAACCGAAAUUCAGGACAAGGCUUGAUUUCUAAAAUAUGCUAAAAAUUGAUUAUUUCAACUUGUAACAAAGAAUAGCUUUGCGACAUCAUUAAAAGCUCUCACAUUUUGAUCAUCAUCGAUAAAUGCUAAAAAAUUUUAGAAUAGGGAAAGGAUUAGUUAAAUAAAACUCUAAAGUACUUAGUUAAGAAUACAAUGUUUGCAAAAUUUGCAGUUAUUACUUAUAACAAGGGAGAUAUCAUUGAAAAGUACAGAUUCAAAGUUCAAGUAGAAAUAACAGAGCUUAGCAUUUUUGAUGCAGCAAAGCUUUUGCUAACAGCAGCUGGAAACUGUAAAAGUUUAGCUUUAUACAAGGAUGAUCCAAGAAAACUAUCAAAACAUAAGAUAUUCUAAAUGAUAUCUUAUAAACCAGUAGGUAUACUUUAAAUGGUUCCUUUAGUUCAAGCAAAGGAUCUUGAUUCAAUUGUAAAAGACAUUGAGGAACAGAAAAACUAGUAAAGUCUUACAAAAAGUUAUACAGAGGAACCUAAAUAAAGUAUGGAGUUUGGAGAAUUCAGUUGGAUCAUGAAUAUAUCUUAUAGAGAUUUAUAGGCCAAGUUUUAGAAUGAAAUUUAGCUGCUAUACAUAAUGUGCUAGUUUCCAGCUGGACUCUUCUAAGGGGAUAUAGAAACUAUAUGCUAGCAAUAUUAAUAUGGAGAUUGGAAAAAAUUUCUUGAAGUUAUAUCAUAGGAUGGCAAGACACUUUUAAGUUAAACUCUGGAUAAGAAUACUCUAAAAACUAAGAUUAAAAAUUCCUUUAGAAUGGUAAUCUCAAAUUACAAUGAAGAUUUAUAAGAACAUCACUACAUAGCUUAGCCAAUCGUAUUGGAAUACAUCAAUAAAUUAGUACUCACUAAAGAAAUUUAGACAUAUAACUUUUUAGAAAGUUUCAAAUACCUAGCCAAACUGUCUAGAAAACUUUUAAGAAGUAUUAAAUUCCAAAAGAAAAAUGAGAUCGAUCUGUAUUGUGUCUCGUCUGAGAUUGACCUUGGCAUUUGGAAAGAUAAUUUAACUAAUUUUCCCUUAUCUGAACAAGAGCUAGAAUAAAAUAUGGUCUUCAAUCCAGAAAUUAAAUUCAAUAUUUAUGAGGCAAAUUUGAUAGGAUUUCUUGAUGCCCCUCUUCUCAAAUGUCACUUUUAAAAACUUGAUUAUAAAACUCCCUUCAGCUAAUAUUUAGAUGAGCUUAGUAUCAACAUACCAUCAAUUCUUAUAAUGAUGGAGAGAUUAGAAGAAGCAAAAUUAUGUAUUUAAAAGACUAAAGAGAUCGUUAAUAUAUUUGACUUAAAGUUUAUAAAAGCUAAAAGUCUUAUGGUUUAAAGCUCAAUUAUGUUGAGACAACAUUGCAAAUAUCAUGAUGUGGUUUUGCUUUUAGACUAGGCAGAAAAGAUAUUCUUAGACCUUGAAUUCUAUGAUGGAGCAGCAGAUGCGAUGUUUUUAAAGAGUGUUUCAUUGAUUCUCAGUAUCAAUUAAAAGUUCAACUAGUACGAUGACAAUGAAGAAAGCUUUGUAAGAGCUUAGUAACAUCAUUAAGGUCAUUUCAUGGAAAGAUCUAAUUCCUACGAAACAAGAAUAGAUGGAGGUUUAGGAUCACUCAAGCUUAACAUUGAUAGAGGGAACAUGUCAAAUAUUCAUACUCCUUCUAAUUCAAAUAACACUGAGACUAAUUCAAGUAAGAGUAUCAAGUAUGAGAUAGAAGGAGUCUUAUCGCAUCUGCAGAAUUCAAGGAAAUUUUACAAGAAAGCAUCAUUAGAAUAUGGAAUAGCUAAAGUUAAUUUAAUAGAAGCUGAGUUCUAAAUAGAGAAAAGCUAUGGAAGUGGAUUGCCUAUAGAAUAUAAUCCUAGAAAGCUAAUUAUGCUGUUAAUAGAUGCGAUUCAAAUUUUCAAAAAAUUCAGAUAUGAUUGCUUGCAUGUUAGAUGUCUAAGAAAUCUAGCACUUCUAAAGUACAGACAAGAUGAUUGGUAUGAUGCAAAGUAGCAUAUUGAGGAUGGAUUAAACAUAGCAAGAAAAAUCUAAGACACACAUCAGGAGGCACUAUGCAGCGAAAUUCUAAAUCAAGUUCUGGACAAAAUCAGAAUCCACUCCAAUAAUGUGUUUAUCUUUGCAAAAGCAUUCCCAUUGGUAGAAGUACUAAGUUCAAAGACAGUGAGAGUUGUAGGGACAUUCACAAGAUAUCCAUAGGAUUUUAGGAAGAGAAUAUUCUCUGAGGUAAAGAAACUUAAUAAAGUAGUGAAUCUUAAGUUUGACAUACUCUCAUUGGAACUAUUGAAUUAUGUGAAGAACUAUGGCUGCAGAGUAUUGCAUAUUUCUUCAGAUGUUUACUCCCCAGACCAUCUUUGCAUAGAGGGCAAAAAUGCAGAGAUUCAAUACAUCAAGAUAGCUGAGCUUAAAAACCUACUCGAUCCUCUUGAAAGUGGAUUGAAUGUUGAUUUGGUAGUCCUAGCCAUCCCUGAAAGUUAGAAACUGGCUUAAGCAUUCGUUGAAAUGGGAGUACCUCACGUAGUAUCCUUUGACUUUAAACCUAAUUUCCUCAGCAAUUUCAUGUAUAAUGUCUAUACUCUACCCAAGAGAUAUGACUACAUCUAUGACUUCUGUGUGGAGUUCUAUAAGAAUUUGAUUCUAGAAAAGACAAUACUUGAAUCUUGGAGAAAAGCUAAGCCCAGUAUAAACGAUGGAAUCAGAAAAGUGUCUAACUAGAUGCAGAAUUUUUCACUUAGCUAAGACGAUAUUGGGUAAGGACCGAUCUUACAUCCCUCAGAUUACAAGCAUAGAGACAAACUAUUCGAUGGCCAGUCUUUUGAUGACAAAAUGCUUCUAAAAUCAGGGCAAUUCCUAGAUACUUCAAAGAUUAGAGGCCCAACUAACAUUCAAAUUAACAAACCCUCAACACCAUAUACUGGAAGAUAAAUUGAUACUAAUAAGCUUAUCGGUAACUUGAAAAAGCAGAAAAUAAAGAUAGUGAAUAUAGUUGGGCUAGAUGGAAUCGGAAAAACAAGAUUCGUUUAAGAAACAGCUUACUAUCUUUCAACGAGAUAUGAAUUUUAAGAUGGAAUUUUCAUACUAGAUCUCAGAAGGGUCAAAACUACUGAGUAAAUUAAACUGAAGUUAAAGGAACUUAAUAUUGGAGGAAGUCAAAACCAGGAGUUAAAUACAGAUCUUUAGAAAAAGAACAUUUUGCUUAUUUUCGAUAACAUCGACACUAUAUUGAAACAUAAUAAAACAUCUUUUGAUUGGUUCUUAAUUAGUUUGGUUUAGUCAACAGAAUAACUCAAACUUAUUCUUACCUCCAAGAAGGAGAUUAAAUCUAAAGACUAUUAGUGCUUAGAAAAAUCUAUAAUGAUUCACAAACUUAAGCCACUUAAUGACAUUGAAGCUGUAGACAUGAUUUUGAGUCACUGCCAUAGGAAGAUAACUUUCGAGGAACUAUAGAUGACUGACGAUGAACGAUAGAACAUUCAUCAAUAACUUUAGCAUGAAAGUUCUGUAAAGAAAUGUUAUGGAUUCCCUAAAUAUCUUGAAUUUUUCGCAAAUUACUUAUCAACUCACAGUUUUGACAAGAUAGAUAUCAAGAAUUAUAUUCCAAACAGCAAGAAAGGCCAAAUGAAAAGGCUAUAAAAAUAAUUCGAUAAGCCUUAAUCAAAGACUAGCGAUUUUAGAGAAGGAGGAUAACCUUAGGAAAAUUCAGUUUAAUAAAACCCCAAAGCAUUUAAUCAGCAAGAUUUAAAUAAGAAAGAAGGAAAGUAAUUGGCAUUGACCAGUGGUUAUUAUAGUAGCUCUAAACUCAGCAAGAAAAUUAUGCAUCCUGAUACAAUAAUAGAAGUGGAAGAAGAGAAAGAAAUUGGAGAUUCUGGCUAAGAUGGAAUAAAGAAGAAAUCGAAAAGAUAAAAUCUGAAAGAUUAUGAAGAAGAAAAAAUCCCUAGAGAAGAUCAAAAUCAUCAAAAUUAUCAUCACUUGUAAAACGAUCAAUUCUUCAAUGAAAUGAUGGAAAGAUAAAAGGAUGAGGAGUUCUUCAAUUAAUCGAGAAGGGGAUCGAAUCUUACUAAUAAUAAUAAGAAGUUGUACAGCUCAAGUGGGGGAGAAGACAAUGAUUUCGGAGGGGUGUGCUUUGCUACUUGUGAAAAUAAGCAUCAUGGCAGUCAUGGUAAAUUUUUACAAAGAGGAUAAUAUGGCAAUACCAAUUAGAAUCCCUCACUAUUUGCUUCAGAGGAUUAGAAAAAUGAUAAAAGGUUUGGAUAGUAUUUAGAUGCAGGUGACAAUCAAGAUAUGAUGAGAGCAGACAACUUCUUCAAUAAUCUAAAUCAAAUCCGGAUUCAAUAAUAGCCAGGUAGAAAAUCAAUUGAUGUAAGAGGAGGCUUUGGAAUGGAUGGGUUUGAGCACAAUUAAUUCAACUCAGAGAGUAUACUCUUGCACAUCCCUUUGUAAAAGUAGAUUUCCUCAAGUACUAAUCAGAUAAAUGAUGCUUCCUCAGAUUUCAGAUCAAGAUCGAACUCUGAUGUAAUGGAAUCUUAAUAAUUCAGAAGACCUAGCAUAUAAAAGAUUGAAAAAGAAAAACUAGAUAGCCUGUUGUAGGCGCCUUGGGCUAAGCUUGGUAUAAAUAACAUUCAAGAUAACAACAAGCUUGAUCAAUUUGAUAGAUAGAAAUUCGAGAGAGAACUUACACACUCCCUUAUAGAUGAGAAAGAUGAAGAUGAUAGGACAGAGUCUAAAGGUACGGGUCUAAUGGACUUUGAUGAGGAGUUUGAUUUGAUUAAGAAAAACAAUUUUGGCACAGAAAUGAGUCUGGCUAAGUCUAGUAUCGAUAGUAAUGAGAAUAAUGAAUUUUCAGAUAUUACAGAGCCAGAAGAUGACCUUAUCUUUUAAUAAUAAACUCAUUCACUCUCAAAGUAGACAAGUCUCUUCACCAAUUCAAGCGGAAAGAGAUCUGACAACUUAUCUGGUGGCGGCUACUCUAUGGGCAACAUUAGUCUAAAUAGAAAAACAAAGUCAAAAAAAGAGUAAGAAUUGUAAAAGGAAAAGAUUAAGGCCAGGGUUGAAUAUGGCCCAAAAUCUGGAAGAUCAAGCAAAAACUAUCAGAAGAAGACAAAGAACAAGUUCCAGGAGUAAAAAGAGUUAAAUCAAUUAAUUAAGAGAAGGUCUAAAAAGCAAUAAGAUUAAGAAUUGAGGCAAGGUAUACUUGCUAAAAUGGAAAGUGGGUAAUACAAUCAGAGUACUAUCUCUGCAGUUGAGGAAAACAGCUAGGAUGAAGAAUCUCUAAAUGCCAAAACCAAAGAUAGAGGAAGCAACAAAAAGAAUAGAAAAGAUAUAAUAGUUAGAGAUAAAAGAAAAAACACCAAUGAAUCAUUAAGCGAAUGA
Messenger RNA from Stylonychia lemnae, 7659 nucleotides. NCBI's taxonomy places the organism in Eukaryota, Ciliophora, Spirotrichea, Sporadotrichida, Oxytrichidae. The record is from the annotation of a GenBank genome assembly.